Ectocarpus sp. CCAP 1310/34 is the source of this 1529-nucleotide messenger RNA. The record is from the annotation of a GenBank genome assembly. NCBI's taxonomy places the organism in Eukaryota, Phaeophyceae, Ectocarpales, Ectocarpaceae.
AUGAGGAAGUACCGGUUGGUAGCCAAAAAGGGAGAGGGGACCUUCAGCGAGGUGCUCAAGGCACAGAACGUCAAGGACGGGAAGUACUAUGCCAUCAAGUGUAUGAAGAACAGGUUCGACAGCAUUGAUCAGGUGAACAACUUGCGAGAGAUCCAGGCAUUGCGACGACUCAGCCCGAACCAGCACGUGGUCACUCUGGAGGAAGUGCUGUACGACCAGCCCACCGGAAGACUUGCGCUUGUAUUUGAGCUCAUGGACGCUAACCUUUACGAGCUCAUUCGAGGGAGACGGCACUACCUCAAUGGCCAGCUGGUGCGAAGCUACAUGUACCAGCUGCUAAAGGCGUUGGAUCACAUGCACCGGAAAGGAAUCUUCCACAGGGAUAUCAAGCCGGAGAACAUCCUGAUUGAGAGCACAAACGACCUGGGCAGGGGCCUAAAGCUGGCGGAUUUCGGCUCGUCCACGUGUUUUGUUGCGGUGCCUUACACGGAGUACAUCUCAACUCGGUGGUACCGAGCUCCGGAGUGCCUCCUCACAGAUGGCUACUACGGCCCGGAGAUGGACCAGUGGGGGGCGGGCUGCGUCUUCUUCGAGAUAACCAGCCUGUACCCCCUCUUCCCGGGGACCAACGAGCUGGACCAGAUCGGUAGAGUCCACAAGGUGUUAGGAAACCCUUCCGGCGAGGUGUUGGGGAAGUUCAAGCAGAACGGGGCAGCGCACGUGGACUUCGACUUCGCGACGCAAAAGGGCAUCGGGGUGGCGCAGCUGAUUCCCCACGCGUCGGCGGAGUGCGUCGACCUCAUCACCAAGCUGCUGAGGUACGACUGGUCAGAUCGCUGCACCGCCAGGGAGUCGUUGAGGCACCCCUACUUCCGAGAGAUCCGAGAGGUCGACCUAAGAAAGGCACAGGCUGAAUCGACCUCGAAGCUAGCGAGGGGGGCGACGGAAGAUGCCGCAGGCGGGGGCGACUCGGCAACGGUAGCUAGCACAGGCCGGGCCCCUCAGCUCGCGCACAAAACUUCGGUGGGGGAUCCCGGUCAGUCGGACACGGCCCUGCCGACCAUCGGCCAGCAAGGAAGCACGACAGUCGUCGGCGGUGGCGGUGCCGCCGGCGUCGGCGGGAGCGGUGGCGCAAACAACUCUAGCGGAGCAGUUGGCGGCGGCGGCGGCGGCGGCGGCGGAGGCGGGAGUACAAGCAUCGGCGGGCCCGGCGGGGGCGGCGGCGGUGGGAAAAAGCAUCCCAAGAUAGCCAAGACGGGAUCCCUCGCUCGAGGUCUCGGCGGCGGGGGAAAGCACGGCCACGUUGGCGGCAACGGCGGCGGUGACGGUGGCGGCGGUGGCGGUGGAUCUGGUUCUAACGCCGGGGCACAUGGCGGGCACAGCGGGGACGGCGGUGGUGGAGGAGGGUCGCACGGCCCGACCGGCGAGUCCGUGGAGGAACGCGCUUUGCCGCCGAUAACGGGGAUCUUGGGGAACGGCACAAAGACGACAACCGGGGGCGCCGGGGGCGGGGGGGGAGGGGGGGGGGG